Molecule: messenger RNA, 1201 nt
Organism: Morus notabilis
Lineage: Eukaryota; Viridiplantae; Streptophyta; Magnoliopsida; Rosales; Moraceae
Product: membrin-11
Exons: 4
Coding region: 98-790 (230 amino acids)
Biological process (GO): vesicle-mediated transport; vesicle fusion
Cellular component (GO): endoplasmic reticulum membrane; late endosome membrane; ER to Golgi transport vesicle membrane
Molecular function (GO): SNAP receptor activity; SNARE binding
Source: RefSeq, a predicted model, not a curated record
ACUGCUCAAACGUGGAAGGAAAAAGCUCAAUCAGCCAAAUACCAACCAAACUCCGAUCUCUCUCUCUCUCUCUCUCUCUCUCUCCGAAGAAGAAGUAAUGGCGGUGGAAAUGGGCGGCGGCGGAGGAGGGACGCUGUCGGAGAAAUACCAGAGUUCGAAGAAGCUUCUGCUCAGGAGCAGAGAUGGCCUUGAGCGCCUUGAACGCCUCGAGUACUCCUCCACCUCCGCCUCCAUUGAUUCUCCCGAUCUCUCCUUCUCCGUCAAGAAAGACAUCUCUCAGAUCCACUCCAUCUGCGCCGAGAUGGAGCGUCUCUGGCGUUCUGUCCCCGCCAAGUCCCAACGCGAUCUCUGGAAGAGAAAGGUUGAGCAAGUAGCGGAGGAGGCGGAAUCUUUGAAACAAAGUUUGGAUAAGUAUUUUCUGCGGAAUCAGAGGAGGAUGAUGGAAGCUAAGGAGAAGGCAGAGUUGCUUGGGAGAGCUAAUGGGGAAUCUGCUCAUGUGUUGAGAAUUUUUGAUGAGGAAGCACAAGCAAUGCAAUCGGUUCGUAAUUCUUCUCGUUUGCUGGAGGAAGCUAGUGCCACGGGAGAGGCCAUCCUUUUCAAAUAUUCAGAGCAAAGAGAACGCCUUAAGAGGGCACAAAGGAAAGCGCUGGACGUUCUUAACACAGUGGGGCUGUCCAACUCUGUGUUGAAGCUGAUUGAGAGACGACACCGACUUGAUAGAUCGAUCAAGUAUGCAGGGAUGCUAUUCACUGUUGUCAUUGUGUUCUUCUUUUGGAGGUGGACACGGUGACGGCAUAUUUUGAGAAAGGAAGACGGUUAUAUUCUUGGCCUCCUCUUUAUGUUUCUUGUGGUUAAUAUGUGGCCUCGGUUUGAACUUUGAAGACAAAAAACAAAAACAAAAAAAAAAAAAAAGGAAAAAAAAAAAAGAAGAAGAAAAGAUACAACAAUAGAGAAGCAGUAGUAAGCAAGAGAGGUGAUGUUAAUCAUCUAAAUGUUGUAGUAGGUGUAAUUUUGUAUUGCUACAAAGCAAUACAACAAUAGUUGUAUCUUUCUUUCAUUUCAUCUCAAUAUCUUUUGAAAGUUCUUAUUAUGUUUCACGUUCGGUUGCCACUGGCAAUACUCAAAUUAAGCUUAGACUAGUAGACUGUGGAAGCAAUACUCUCCCACUUCCUAAAGUCCUUAUUUGAAAGACAUUUGUACA